Molecule: messenger RNA, 870 nt
Organism: Boeremia exigua
Lineage: Eukaryota; Fungi; Ascomycota; Dothideomycetes; Pleosporales; Didymellaceae
Exons: 5
Coding region: 1-870 (289 amino acids)
Cellular component (GO): plasma membrane
Molecular function (GO): acetate transmembrane transporter activity
Source: RefSeq, a predicted model, not a curated record
AUGAGCAACCACAACGGCGACCUCGAGAAGGACUUUUCGAACCGCAACGCCGGCCACCAGCACCUCGACAACAGCAUGGACGAGGACCUCGCGCUGCGCCACAUCCGCACCGCGGGCAGCAUCUCCAUCACGCCCGAGCUGUUCGAGAAGCUGUACCUGUCGCCCAAGAACGACGUCAAGGGCGAGCUGCGCAAGACGUUUGGCAACCCCACGCCGCUUGCGCUCGUCGGCUUCCUCCUCUCUCUCACGCCGCUCAGCUGGACGCUGAUGGGCUGGCGCGGCGCGGGAGGUAGCGGGUCCGCGAGUAUCGGGUGGUACUUUUUCGCCGGCGGGCUGCUGAUGGUGCUUGGUGGUGUUGGUGAAUGGAUCCUGGGCAACACCUUCCCCUUCGUCGUCUUCACCUCGUUCGGCGCCUUCUGGCUCGGCUACGGCGCCACGCUGGUCCCCGAGUACGGCGCGUACGGCAACUACGCGGAUCCGGCGACGCAGGGCAGCACGGGGCUGGAGAGCGUGGGGUUUAAUGUUGGGAUUGCCUACUUCAUGAUCGCCAUGGGCCUCCUCUGCACCGUCUACCUGAUCUGCUCGCUCCGCACAAACCUCGUCUUCUUCCUCAUCUUCUUCACCUUAAUCCCCGCCUUCGGGCUGCUCGCAGGCACCUUCCUCAACCUGGCCCAAGGCAACGCCGCAGUCGCCGCAAAGUGCCAGGAAGCCGCGGGCGCGUUUGCGUUUGUUACGUGUCUGCUGGGGUGGUAUAUUUUCCUCGCGAUUAUGCUGGCGAGUGUGGAUUUUCCGCUGUCGUUGCCGAUUGUGGAUCUCUCGGGGAUGAUUAAGGGGGCGAGUGAGAAGCAGAAGGUGGAUCAUAUGGAGUAG